AAUCUAUUUUAUGAAAAUAUAACAUUUUUAAUAUGCCUUAAAUGCUAGGUUAUGUUGGAGGAGCGAGAAUAGCAAUUUUUGAUUUUUGAAGAAUUUGGUAAAAAGUAAUACCAGAAGAUAAAUUAUAAUAUUUGACAAUGCACUGUAAAAUUGAUGAUUUACCAGAUGAAAUAUUAGAGUAUAUUUUAAGUUUAAUACCACCAUAUAAAGAUCUACAGGAGUGCAUGUUUGUUUCAAAGAGAUGGUGUCAAGCUACAAAAAAUGUUAUUGAACAUAGUAAAACUCAUUUUCAAAAGUCAAUAACAUAUGGAUCAUUAUUUUGGAAUUCUUGGCAUACUACCCAAUGGAUACCUACUAUUGGAAAAAGGCAUUCUCAUUCUGCAUGUACUUAUGAUAAUUCUAUGUAUGUUUUUGGUGGAUGUACAGCUGCUUGUACAACUUUUAAUGAUUUAUGGAGACUUGAUCUUGAUACUCGAAAAUGGGUUCGACCUAUUACAAUGGGAAGCUACCCAUCACCAAAAGCUUGUGCUACCAUGUUAAAUUAUAAAAAAAGUUUUAUUUUAUUUGGUGGCUGGUCACAUCCUUCUCCAUAUCCUGUACAUCAGCAAUGGAGAUUAUUCAAUGAAUUACAUGUUUAUUUGAUUGAAUCUAAUCGAUGGUUUGCUAUUAAUACUUUGGAAACACCUCCUCCUACCUCAGCACAUUCUGCUUCUAUUCAUGGAAAUCUAAUGGUUGUAUUUGGAGGUGUUGCCAAUGGAUAUAGUUCAAAUGAUCUGUGGUGCUUAAAUUUGGAUACAUAUUGUUGGACAAAACAACUAACAUCCACGUUAAAACCGGAGCCUCGUUAUGGUCAAUCACAAAUUUCAUUAGGUCAUAGAAAUUUACUCAUACUUGGUGGAUGUACAGGUCCAAAUGUUGCAAUGAAUGAUGCUUGGUUAUUGACAAUGGGAGAUCCUAUUUGGACAUGGAAGAAAGUAAAUAUGUUUCAUACUGAAUCAGCACCUACUCGUAUUUGGUGUCAUCAGGCAUGUAAGGUAGGAAAUUAUAUAAUAGUUUUAAAUAAAAAAAAACGACAAUCACAACAUAGUGGAAUGAGUAUGUCAAUAGGGAAACCAGAAAAUUUACCUCAUAGUUCUAAUUUAUUGUCUCGAGAAAGGCAAUUGUCUUAUAAAGAAAUUGAUAGAGAUGAAAAUAUAAAUGGGCGUCGUGGUUAUCUCCAAAGAUCGAGUACUCGUAAUUCACAAUCAACAUCUAUGAACUCAUCAAAUGUAAUAGCACUACCAGUAUAUGACAGCGCAUUAAGUAUGGCUGCUUUUCGGGAUGAACCAGUUCGAACUAAUUCUGUAGUAAAUCGCCAAAAACAAUUAGAAUCUCUUCGUCGCAUGGAAGAAAGACUUCAAAUUCGUAAAACUCAAUCUAAAAUUGUUAAAAAAACUGAAAAUACAUUGGGUAUAUUUAUUUUAGACAUAAACAAUAUACUGUGUGAUGAAUGUUCUGCAUCUUGGAUCCCUCUUAAACAAAGUAAUGAAACAGGCCCAGAUGAAAGAAUACUUUAUUCAUUAGUACUUGGCAGAGGAGAACUAAUAGUAUUUGGUGGUAUAAGAAAAAAACAAGUUACAAUACAAGGUGAAACUGAUAUUGAUGAUUCUCAAGUGUAUAACGAUCUGCAUUUUAUAAAUCCACCUACAAAAUAUAUUAUAUAA
This is a messenger RNA of Ceratosolen solmsi marchali, 1703 nucleotides long. It is a transcript of the gene Fbxo42, whose product is annotated as F-box protein 42. Gene Ontology annotation, molecular function: protein binding; ubiquitin-like ligase-substrate adaptor activity. The transcript has 7 exons. The coding region runs from base 138 to 1703 and encodes 521 amino acids. The record is from RefSeq and is a predicted model, not a curated record. Lineage: Eukaryota; Metazoa; Arthropoda; Insecta; Hymenoptera; Agaonidae. Gene Ontology annotation, cellular component: SCF ubiquitin ligase complex.